CCCACGUUCUGUGAGAAUGAACGCUGAGCUAUGUAGAGCCAAGUCAGUUCUAUUUGCGUAGCCCAACAUCACAAUUAACGUAAUUGUAAUUCGUAAUUAGAGUCCGAUAAACGUGUCCUCCGUCAUGAAUAGAAGUGAUAUUUUGCGAAACUUCCGAGUUUCUUUCUUCGCCAUGAGUCGUCUGUCCUCCUUUCCGUGGACCUUUCUGGAGAGAGAACUCGAAAACGACAAAGCAUCAGGAGUCAUUUCAGAUAUCCUCACUCAGACGUGUUUGCACCCUUUGUGUCAGAAGCACCCACCGUCAGUAAAGUACAGGAGACUGUUCCUCACACAGCUGAUCAACAGGCACGAAGCCUCAGAUUCGGAGCCUUUGGAUGAGUUGUACGAAGCUCUUGGGGAGGUGAUGGGAGCGGAGGAGGGAGCGGCGUGCUACAAGAGUUAUCUACUGCCUUGCGGAGAGACCGUCAGCUUGUCAGAGAACGUCGCCGUGAUCUCGGAGGGAACCACCGGUCUGGUCACAUGGGAGGCCGCGCUCUGCCUGGCAGAAUGGGCACUCCAUAACCAGCAGAACUUCACCGGCAGGACGGUAUUGGAGCUGGGAAGCGGCGUUGGGCUGACUGGGAUCACGGUCUGCCGCUCUUGCAAGCCCUCGAGAUACGUGUUCACCGACUGUCACCCCGGGGUCCUGCAGAAACUGAAGGCCAAUGUCCGGCUAAACGGGUUGUUGGACCACAGCGCUCCCUCGGUGUCUGUGGAGGAGCUGGACUGGGAGGCAGCGUCGGAGGAGCAGCUAAGAGAGAUUGGGGCGAACAUGGUCAUCGCUGCAGAUGUGGUGUAUGAUCCGGACAUUAUCGGUUGCCUGGUGAAGCUCCUGUCCAAAAUCCUGCGAUGUUCGUCUCCCGAUGUCCUCCCCGAGGUCCUCAUCGCCUCCACGAUACGAAACCCGGACACAUAUAACUGCUUUAAACGCCAGCUGGAAAAUGAAGGAAUCAGCCAUGACGUCCUCACAGGACCAGUCGGCCACGUCUUCCCUUACAACAGAAACUCCACCGUCGAGAUGGUUAAAUUGUACAUAUGAUGCCGUACAUCAGUUCUGCAGAAUAAAGCUUUUAUUUAAAAAAAAAAUAAUAGUGUGCACCUCAUCAGUCUCAUUUGCAUGUAAAGUGCUCCCUCGUAGGACACUGUGUUGGAAUGAAUGCUGCUGGAUUUUUGCUUAAAACACGGGACAACAGAAAGAGCAGCGAGUCAAGUCUCUCCUGUGAAAAUCAGUGACAUUCGUUUAUCUGACCUGUGUAUUAGUCCUGCGAUUCAAUUUCUUCCACAUUUGAAGGACUUAGGUAAACACAGUAAACAUUCCUUCUCACCAUGAGAGAAAUAUUAUUAUUAUUAUUAUUAUUAUCCCAGAACUACUAAGAUAUUCAGACAGCAGGCCAAAUGGUCCAUAGGAUGCCUGUUACGUCAGAGUGUUCUUCCUUAAAGCAGCUGAAAGAAAAGC
This is a messenger RNA of Lampris incognitus (smalleye Pacific opah), 1495 nucleotides long. RefSeq names its product eukaryotic elongation factor 2 lysine methyltransferase (gene eef2kmt). The coding region runs from base 125 to 1078 and encodes 317 amino acids. The transcript is spliced from 8 exons. The record is from RefSeq and is a predicted model, not a curated record. Lineage: Eukaryota; Metazoa; Chordata; Actinopteri; Lampriformes; Lampridae.